AUGGUGUUGGGGUUUGCUGCGUUGCGCUCUGCAGUCAGAGCGCCACUUUACUUUAGGCCUACGUUUUCCGUCAAACCACUUCGGUAUUGCGUGUCAGCUAAUGUUGCUGCGUUGCCAAAGACUUUUAAUGGAUCAGUUGUUCGAGCAUUUUCUGGCGAAGUGAACCGUGCUGAAUUCGAGGAGCGUGUGCUUAAUGUCUGCAAGGCUUAUGACCGUAUAAAUGCUGAGAAGCUGAAUCUUGGUUCUCACUUUAUCAAUGAUCUGGGUUUGGAUAGCUUGGAUCAUAUCGAAGUAAUUAUGGAGAUUGAAAAUGAAUUUGGUCUAGAGAUCCCCGAUGUCGAGGCAGAGAAACUUAUGACACCUGCACAAAUUGUGGAGAUGCUUUACCAGAAGAAGGUUCGAAAGUCAAAGAUAACGUAG
Molecule: messenger RNA, 420 nt
Organism: Hydatigera taeniaeformis
Lineage: Eukaryota; Metazoa; Platyhelminthes; Cestoda; Cyclophyllidea; Taeniidae
Source: the annotation of a GenBank genome assembly